GGAAGAUCCAAUCCUCUGACACUCCUAUCAUCUAUUCAUUAUAGACCAAGAUGAUCGUAUUCACUUCAUCAGCAACAAACAGUCUUCGUCUGUGUGUCAGAAGGAGUACUGCUGUCGGUCAACUUUCCACCCGACUAUACGUCACAAAGCCAGCAUGGGCAGCCAGCAAAACGGCGUCAGCACCAGCACAAAAACAAAAAGAAUCAAACGAAUUCGCAACAACGUCUGCAAAAGAACUUCAUCCACUUCCUUCAAGUGUAAAAGAUGCAGGUAAACCUUCUUCUUCUUCAGAUUCUGAACGUUAUGAUGAAUUGGGAAAUAGUGUUUCGCCGGCGGAUAUUUCUAGUCGUCCUUCUGGUCCUGGACCUUCAGGACCUGUAACCGAUGCAGAACGAGCUGCUCCACGUUAUACACAACCAUCAUCGAAUGGAAACGGAAGCAAUGGUGAUGUAUCAGAAAAGUCAAAUUCUUCUUUCGACUGGGCAACAAGCUUUAAUGGGAUGAGCACAAUCCCAUUCCCAGAAAAAGUGGCUCAAGUACUAGAAGAACCAGUCAAUGAAGACGAUAUCGAAAUCAAACCUGACGGACUCUUAUAUCUUCCUGAGAUCAAAUAUAGAAGAAUCUUGAAUCGUGCUUUUGGUCCUGGAGGAUGGGGUUUAGCACCAAGAAGUGAAACAAACGUGAGCGAUAAAGUGGUUAGCAGAGAAUGGGCAUUGAUCUGUUUAGGCAGAUUCGUAAGCACGGCAAGAGGUGAACAAGAAUAUUUUGAUCCUUCAGGCGUUGCAACGGCGACCGAAGCUGCAAAGAGUAAUGCUUUAAUGCGUUGUUGUAAAGACUUAGGAAUCGCACAUGAACUUUGGAGUCCAAGAUUUAUUCGUUCUUUCAAGGAAAAGAAAUGCGUUGAAGUUUUCGUUGAAAAUGUUUCUACACAUAAAAAACGUAAACUUUGGAGACGUAAAGAUGGAGCUCCAUUCGAAUAUCCAUGGAAAGAGUCAAAAUGAGAUUUGAAGACGCAGAAUUCUGUAGCAGUAACACACGCAAUAAGAUUGUCUAAAGAAUUAUUGUACCAUGCAUAGACAAGUGCUUGAAAGAUGAAUACCAUUACAUUAAAUUGACAAGAGAAGGAAAGAGACUGUGAUGAGAAGAUUGAGAGAUAGACAUUUAUUUUCCUCCAUUAUUUGCAUUGCUAUGCCGUUUAAGUGUGAUCUUCAUGCUAGAACGACCUGAUUCAGGUUUGACGGCAGCAGGAGCAGGUGUGGCUGGUUGUUCAACCGGCGAGCUAUUACUAGCUGUUGCCUUUCCGUUUGAUUCAGGUGCAAUCUGUUGU
Messenger RNA from Meira miltonrushii, 1327 nucleotides. Its product is annotated as Mgm101p-domain-containing protein. Lineage: Eukaryota; Fungi; Basidiomycota; Exobasidiomycetes; Exobasidiales; Brachybasidiaceae. The transcript has a single exon. Gene Ontology annotation, molecular function: single-stranded DNA binding. The record is from RefSeq and is a predicted model, not a curated record. Gene Ontology annotation, cellular component: mitochondrial nucleoid; mitochondrial chromosome. Gene Ontology annotation, biological process: recombinational repair; interstrand cross-link repair. Bases 51 to 1001 code for a protein of 316 amino acids.